Molecule: messenger RNA, 5354 nt
Organism: Salpingoeca rosetta
Lineage: Eukaryota; Choanoflagellata; Craspedida; Salpingoecidae
Product: STE/STE11/MEKK2 protein kinase
Exons: 8
Coding region: 317-5170 (1617 amino acids)
Biological process (GO): protein phosphorylation
Molecular function (GO): protein kinase activity; ATP binding
Source: RefSeq, a predicted model, not a curated record
GUUUUCGGUACUGCACCACCCCACAGGCUUCCUUUUCACUGGUUUGAAGUGUCGCCCCCUGUGACGUGACACCCCCAAGAAGCCACCUCCACACGCUCGUGCGCACCUCGCGUCGUCGCUCUCCGAUUUGGGGUGUUGUGAGCGCCGCAAGUGCUCGCCGCGCCCCUCCCUCUUCCCCCUCACCAGUUGUCUUCCCCCUCUUCCUCUUCUCUCUUUUUUUGUUUGCGAACACACACACACGCACACACACACACACACACACACACGAGUUUCGAUCACACUCCCAACACCCCGCCACUCCACCAUCAUCACGGUCAUGGACCGCGUGAUUGUGCGGGCCAAGACAGCGGCCCUCUAUCUCCUCUACCAAGACGGUCCACGCUGCUUUACCAUCCGCUCAGACUCAAAGCGGUUCAAGAUCCUGCUGAAACCGUUUCGAUGCUCCCACUGCGGCGAAAAGAAGUGCAUCCACGUCCUGUUUGUGCUUCUACGGGUGCUCAAGUUGGAUGAAACCCACAACCUCGUGACCGCGCCCGUCGCCACCGAUCACGAGCUCGACGAAGUGCUUGACACCUUCAUCCAAGAUCGGACACGGCAGCGGCAGGAGCGCGUGGAUGCGGCGCGCGCUGGCGGCGACAGCGAUGACACCACCGCCAGCCAUCAUCCCCACGACGACGAGGACCAGGACUGCCCCAUCUGCCUCUUGCCACUCGUCGAGGGCGAGUGCGUGUCGGCGUGUUCCGAGUGCCACCAUGCGCUGCACGUGCACUGCCUCACCGUGUGGGCAGACAACCAGCGCCAGGACCGCGUGCCCGUCUCCUGCCCGCUCUGCCGCGCUGCCUGGAACAACUUCCACACCACCAGCCUCCUCCCGCGCGCCCGCACCCCGCCCUCCACCAUCGUCGGCCGCUCCGUGCAGGCUGGCAGGGCCAUGGCAACGGGCGAGCAGACGUCGGACAACACACUCGCGUCCCGUGCGUGUCCCGCGUUUGCGCGUCCCUGGCUGGCAGCCCUCGGGGCAGACACCGUAUCCGGUCUGCUGUCAUCGGACUGGCGCCGCCGCACGCGCACGCUGGAGCAGCUGGCGCAGAGCAAGGAGCGCCUAGACACGCUUGACACGCGCGUGGCGCUGGACAUUGUCGCGCGCACGUGUCGUGACCCCGUGCUCAAGGUGCUGCGAGCGAGCCUGCACCUGCUGAGCCAGACCCCGCGGCCCACCACCGCCAAGGCAGACCUGCACGUGGCGCUGGCGCACAUUGUGCUGCGCUGCCACGAGUCGCGCACGUUUGUGCUCAAGUGGUGCCACGGCGCCGUGUCCAUGGGUGUGGCCAACUCGCACUUCACCGCACGCGACGUGACGGCCGCGCUGUUCCACCCGCCGGCAACGGCGUCGAGUGUCGACACGCAGUCGUGGCAGUGGAUGCUGGGCAGUGUGAAGCUUGCACACGCGCUCACCCAGGACUACCCGCACUGGUUCGCCCACGUGGCGGCGGAGGACGUGGAUGCGUUCAUAUGCGCACGCGUCGCGUUCAAGCACGCGCGGGUGAACCAGGUGGCGCUGCAGCUGCAGGCGUGGGCUGAGCAGGCGCACAGGGCACAUGCCAGCCAUCAGUCCAGGUGGGGAGAUGGCGAUCACGCUGGCGAGGGCGCAGAAUUGGUGAAUGACUCGUGCUCUCCCGCCACAAUGGCAUCCGCCUCGACCACCACCACCACCACCAGACACACCAACGAUGACGAUGAUGAUGGGAGCGCGGAUGGCGGCGAUGGUGCUGACGCGAUGGCCCGUGUGGACAGCGGUGUCGUGCACCACUCGCCACCGUCGUCGCUGCUGCCAUCUUCCCCAUCAGCGUCAUCGUCUGCACCACUCACACCAACGACACCAACAGCAGCAGGAGGUGCCAGCACGCUCCUCGCCCCACCAUCGCCGCAAGCGCCCCACGCGCACGCACAUGCACACGCACACGCUGACCUCUCGAACGCCUCCACGACCACGACCAUAAAGGAACCAGGCGUGAAACACGCCGUGCAUCCACACGCCCAGCGGCGGCAACAGCAACAACCACAGCAGCAGCAACCACAGCAACAGCAACAGCAGUACCUGCGUGUGGGGCAGGGGCGGGUGUGGUUUGGCGGCGUCGGUGUUGGUGGCGGCGGUGCGCGGGGAAGCGAGCUUGUCAUCCCGGCGUGCGAGUGCAGCGGGUGCACACACGCACGUGUCGAUGCCCGUGACACCGCCAUUCGUGAUGAUGGCGGCGACACCUCAAACACGGACACGGAGGCGGAGCUUUCGUCCGAUACAGACGCGGACGCCACCAGCACCGUGACGAGCGUUUCCACAACCAGCAACACCAGCAGCACCACGACAACGACACCGGCAACGGCAACGACAGCGUCGCGUCGCCCAUCGUCGUCACCAUCAUCGUGUGCUGCGGUGUGCUGCGCGUGUGAGCUGUGCGUGACCAACGGCGGGGAGCUGUGGAUAUCGGACUGUGUGCUCGGCAAAGGCGCUGUUGGCACCGUGCACCGCGCACGCUGCAUUCGCACAGGCGCCCCAUUCGCCGUCAAGCAGGUUGAUGUUGGGCUGGCGAAAGUUGACGACGUGAAGCGGCUGCACACGGAGGUCGACAUCAUGCGCAGGCUGCCGCGGCAUGCGCAUGUUGUGUCGUAUUUUGGGUGCAACCAGAGUGCUGCUGCAUUUGCGAUUGCGAUGGAGCUGCUUCCUGGCGGCAGUUUGGCGGACAAGGUUGCCGCCGAGGGCGCCCUGCACGCGCAUGAUGUAAGAUCGUACGCGCGUGACGCAACAAAGGGGCUCGCCUUCCUCCACUCCCGCGGCAUCGCACACAGAGACCUCAAAGGCGCGAACCUGCUGCUGACGGGGCGAAACCGGGUGAAGGUGUGCGACUUUGGGCUGUCCGCCACGCUGGCAGACAUGUCCACGCAGACCAACGAACUGCAGGGCAGCGUGGGCACCCCGGCAUGGAUGGCGCCAGAGGUGAUUGUUGGGGAGCGUGUGUCACGGCGCAGUGACUGCUGGUCGCUCGGAUGCUGUCUCAUUGAACUGUGGUCUGGCCGCAAGCCCUGGGCCGAGGCAAACCUGCCCAACCAUUACGCACUCAUGUUCAUGAUUGCGUCACGGAGCGCCACGCCGCGUGUCCCGCCGCACAUCACGGGCGCCGCGCGCGACUUUGCUGGACGGUGUCUGGUGCGGGACGUGGGGCAGCGGUGGACGAGCGAACAGCUGCUGACACACGCGUUCAUCGCGCCAGAUGCACUCGUGCACGGAGAGGAGGAGGUGGAGGAACAGCGGUGUGAUGCUGAUGGUGGUGCCGAUGGUGGUGGCGAGAAUGCAGAUGUGCUGAAUGUGAUGAAAUCGGGUGAUGUGGCGACGGCGGCGACGAAGGACGGAGGGGAGGGCACGAACACCGAAGAGGAGCAAGUGCGAGGGAACGUACCAGAAGCCAUCACCGCGUCACAGCAGAUGCAGAAGAGGGCGGAGGUACACGUGCAGGGCGACGCGGAGGAAGAUGGUCAGGAGGGAGAACGGAAGGAGGACCAACAACAGGACGGAAGCAGUAGCACAUGCACCAUGACAGGAGACAGCGAACAGCAGCAACAACAGGAGCACGAUUGCUCGAUUGCAGCAUCGUCAUCGUCAUCGUCGUCGUCGCCGUUGUCGUCGUCGUCAUCGUCGUCGUCGUCGUUGUUGCGAGCCGCUGAUCAUCAACAUCAAGAGCACCACCAUGGCAACAACAACAACAGCAGCAGCAGUGGCGAACAGGACGACACGUGCGAUGCUGCUGCUGCUGCUGAUGAUGAUGAUGAUGCUGAUGAUGGAAGCCGUGUUGACAGUGAAGAUGACACGUCUACACAGCAGCAGCACCAGCAGCACCAGCAGCACCAGCAGCAGCAGCAGCGUGGUGAUGAGCGUCAGGAUGAGGACGUCGCCGCCAGGCCUGUGGCUGAUGUUGUUGUGGAUGACGAUGAUGAUGAGAAUGAGUGCUACGACGACGACGACAACGGAGGGAGUGCGCGCACCGCUGCUGAUUCUAUGGUGUGCGACGGCGACGUGUGCAGCUCAACACGCCUUGCAACGCGCAAGCAAUCAACAGCAGCAGCAGCAGCAGCAGCGACAACAGCACGGCAGACGAGAGGAGCACGGGCGCGGCGCACGAAGAAGUCGGCGGUGAAGAGACAGACGAGCACAGGCGACGCAGCGCCCAGUGCAUCGAGUGCAAUGGCGACGUUGAAGAAGAGUGCAGUGAGGCGCGAGAAGUCGGUAAAGGCUGGCAGCGGACCAACACCGACACGGUCACGAUCGCAAUCACGGUUGCAGUCACGAAAGCCACGGCCGCAUGACGCCGAAACGCCGACACCCGCGUCAGCAUCGCACGCAGCUCCACUCUCCACACCGCCCUCGCUCGCAUCAUCCAAGACAGACAUUGCCACCAGCAGCAACAGGAACAGCAGCACCAGGAGGGGGAAGAAGAAGGGUGUGGUGUCGUCCAGCCUGCCGGUGUCGCCCCGUAAGAUGGCGGCAUCAACAGCCGCAACAACGGCAUCAGCUGUUGCUGCAACCACGACCGCUCCCGUGAGCGCCGACAGCGCACUCGCUGGCUCUGUCCGUCGCCCGCGCACAGCAGAACCCACAGCACCGCCACCACCAGCUACGGUGACGCCGACCACGACUACGACCACCGCAACCAUCGCCACCACUAUCAUCACUUCACCGUCGCUGUCGCUGUCGCCGCAGCGGACGCAGCGGUCACCAUUGCGUGAGCUCUCGCACGCGCGACGCGCACGUGUUCCUGUUGCCAUCACAUCGACCGCCUCGUCACCGCCUUCGCUGGCCGCAUCCAUGGUGGUCGCAGACCCACUGUCCACGUCUGCUUCAUCACGCCAGCAACCCACAACCACUGACACGACACCCACUCCUAUGACAACUUCAACUACCACUCCAACUGCUGCUGCAGUCAGCAGCAACACGCCCCCGUCAUCGUCAUCGCUGCUGCCGCUUGCGACCACGUCCGCGUGUGGGAGGAAGAUGUGCAAGGUGCGCCGAUCAGCACCUGCACUCAAGACACGGAGUGCAGGUGUGACUGCCUCACCAACCGCAACCACCACCACCACGCGGCACUCUCGCAUUCCAACGCGUACGCGCACGCUCGUGUGACGUUCCGUUUAUGCAUGUGUUGUUAAUUUGAAGUCAUCUGCUUUGCCAUGUGUUAUUUUGCUUCUUGUUUUGAUCUCUUUAUGUUGUCCUUGUUAAAGUGACAUUGCGGCGUUGUACGCGUUGCGUCGUUGUUAUCUGUGAUGUUGAUCUGCGAUGUUGCUCUUCUCUCUUAAACGAUCCAACA